AACAACAAGCCGGGAAUCGUGUUUUCUGAAAAGUUAGGGGAAUAUUUUUUGAAAUAUUGCUUUGUUUUCGCAUGUAAAGUUGAUCAAAACAGCACAAAACCAUGGCUGAUGCUGCCGCACGUCAGCUGCAGUACGAGUACAAAGCGAACUCCAAUCUUGUGUUGCAAGCGGAUGUCCGGUUGAUUGAACGACCUCGGCGUGAUGAGGCCACCGGUGAGGUGCUCUCCCUGGUGGGCAAGCUGGACGGGACCCGUAUGGGCGAUCGGGCCCAGCGAAGCAAACCCGAAAAGACCGAAGAAAGAAAGGCCAAGCGACAACGUCGCGACGAAGCACAGUACGACUUCAACAGCAUGAAGGGCGCCACUUUGCUGUCGGAGGGAAUCGACGAGAUGGUCGGCAUCGUUUACCGGCCCAAGACGCAGGAAACGCGUCAAACGUACGAGGUACUGUUGAGCUUCAUCCAGGAGGCGAUCGGCGAUCAACCGCGGGACAUUUUGUGCGGUGCUGCCGACGAAAUUCUGGCGGUACUCAAAAACGACAAAAUGAAAGAUCGCGAGCGGAAGCGCGAAAUCGACGGGCUGCUAGGGUCGGUCACUGAUGAGCGGUUUGCGUUGCUGGUUAAUUUGGGCAAGAAAAUAACCGACUUUGGAACCGAUUCGGCGGGUGCGACCGGUUUAGCCGCUGAGGAACAGAUCGAUGAAACGUACGGCAUCAACGUACAGUUCGAAGAGUCCGAGGCAGAAAGUGAGGAGGAAGAAUACGGUGAAGUGCGAGACGAAGAUGCACAGGACGAGGGGGAAGAAGCCAGGGAUGAUGGAAUGUUGCACGCGGAGAAUCUCGGCGGUAACGAGGAAAACAAGAAAGAGAAAGCCCUAGAUCCGCGGGACAUCGACGCCCACUGGUUGCAGCGAUGUCUGCGCAAAUACUACAAUGAUUCGAUGCUUUCCCAGUCAAAAGCUGGGGAGGUGUUGGGAGUGCUCCGGGAUGCUGGUGACGAUCGGGAGUGCGAAAAUCAGCUAGUGCUGCUUCUGGGCUACGAUUGUUUCGAUUUUAUUAAGCUGCUCAAAAAGAAUAGACAGAUGAUUUUAUAUUGCACUCUUCUGGCGUCCUCGCAAAGUGAGAGUGAUCGCAUUAAAAUUCGUGAAAAAAUGAAGGCAGAUUCAUAUUUGGCAAAAAUUCUCAGGCAGCUGGACACCGGCAAGCAGGAGAUGGAUGAUUAUGAGAGUGAGAAGGCAAAAAUGCAGCGCCGUAGGAAAGAACAAGAUGAUGAUAACAUGGAAGGCAUUGGAGGUCAGAUCCCCGGGAAUCGAACUGUUUUGGAACUUGACGAGCUGGCUUUCACCCAAGGAUCUCAUUUGAUGGCAAACAAAAGAUGUCAGCUACCGGAUGGUAGUUUCCGUAAGCAGCGAAAAGGCUACGAAGAAGUUCAUGUUCCAGCAUUGAAACCCAAACCCUUUGAAAAUGACGAAGAAUUGAUGGCAAUCGAUAAAUUACCUAAAUAUGUCCAGCCGGUGUUCUCAGGUUUCAAAACAUUGAACCGUAUUCAGAGUAGAAUUUACAAAACUGCAUUAGAAAGUGACGAAAAUGUUCUACUUUGCGCUCCCACUGGUGCCGGUAAAACGAACGUAGCUCUAUUGACCAUGAUGAGAGAGAUUGGGAAGCAUAUCAACGACGAUGGAACGAUCAAUGUGGACGAAUUUAAAAUAAUCUACAUCGCUCCGAUGCGUUCUCUGGUACAGGAAAUGGUUGGUAACUUUGGAAAACGCCUGGGGACUUAUAAUUUGACAGUUUCGGAAUUGACUGGUGAUCAUCAAUUGAGCCGGGAGCAGAUCGCUGCUACCCAGGUGAUUGUUUGCACGCCGGAAAAAUGGGACAUUAUCACUCGAAAAGGAGGAGAAAAAACCUAUACCCAAUUGGUGAGAUUGAUAAUUAUUGAUGAAAUUCACUUGCUGCACGAUGAGCGUGGACCGGUUUUGGAAUCACUGGUUGCUCGGACGAUCCGUAACAUUGAAACAACACAGGAGGAUGUCCGUAUCAUUGGAUUGUCUGCAACCCUUCCAAAUUACCAAGACGUUGCAACGUUCCUCAGAGUUCGUCCUGAAACCGGCUUAUUCUAUUUCGAUAACAGCUUCCGACCGGUUGCAUUGGAGCAACAGUACAUCGGUGUAACGGAGAAGAAAGCCCUCAAACGCUUCCAAGUCAUGAACGAUAUCGUUUACGAGAAGGUGAUGGAACAUGCCGGAAAGAACCAAGUUUUGGUUUUCGUGCAUUCGCGAAAGGAAACCGGUAAGACGGCUCGCGCCAUACGUGACAUGUGUUUGGAAAAAGAUACUCUGGGAAGUUUCUUAAGAGAAGGGUCUGCUAGUAUGGAAGUAUUGCGUUCUGAAGCUGAGCAGGUUAAGAACUCAGAGUUGAAGGAUUUGCUACCAUAUGGAUUUGCAAUCCAUCACGCUGGAAUGACCCGUGUUGACCGUACUCUGGUUGAGGAUUUGUUUGCCGAUCGUCACAUACAGGUUCUGGUCUCAACGGCUACUCUAGCUUGGGGUGUUAACUUGCCGGCUCACACCGUCAUCAUCAAAGGAACACAGGUGUACAACCCAGAGAAAGGUCGUUGGGUUGAACUAGGAGCCCUCGACGUUCUCCAGAUGUUGGGUCGAGCAGGUCGUCCACAAUACGACACCAAGGGAGAGGGAAUUCUCAUCACCAAUCACAGCGAGCUGCAGUUCUAUCUGUCGCUGUUGAAUCAACAACUCCCAAUCGAGUCACAGCUUAUCUCCAAAAUGCCGGAUAUGCUGAACGCAGAAAUUGUGCUUGGAACCAUUCAGAAUGUCAAAGACGCUGUAACUUGGCUUGGUUACACUUACCUUUACAUAAGAAUGCUCCGACAACCAACGCUGUAUGGAGUUUCAUUUGAUGCUAUCAAAGAAGAUCCGCUGCUGGAAAAUUUCCGUGCCGAUUUAGUCCACACUGCAGCUUUGCAUCUUGAAAAGAGCGGUUUGGUCAAAUACGAUCGUAAAAGUGGUCAUUUCCAGGUGACGGAAAUAGGACGAAUCGCUUCGCAUUAUUAUUGCACUCACGAUACGAUGCUGACUUACAAUCAGCUGCUGAAGCCUACUCUCAGUGAAAUUGAGCUGUUUCGCGUUUUUUCGUUGUCCGGGGAGUUCCGCAAUAUAACCGUUCGUGAGGAGGAGAAGCUGGAGUUGCAGAAGCUGAUGGAACGCGUUCCAAUCCCGAUUAAGGAAAGCAUGGAGGAGUCCAGCGCCAAAGUGAAUGUCCUGUUGCAGGCUUAUAUUUCGCAGUUGAAGUUGGAAGGAUUCGCACUGAUGGCGGAUAUGGUAUACGUCACACAGUCAGCUUCACGUUUGUUGAGAGCGAUUUUCGAGAUUGUAUUGCAUCGGGAGUGGGCGCAGCUGGCCGACAAAUGUCUAACUCUUUGUAAAAUGAUUGACCGUCGUAUGUGGCAAAGUAUGUCACCGUUGAGGCAAUUUCGGAAAAUGCCGGAAGAAAUUGUCAAGAAAAUUGAAAAGAAGAAUUUCCCUUGGGAACGUUUAUACGAUCUGGAAGCUAACGAAAUCGGUGAACUCAUUCGAGUUCCAAAGCUGGGAAAAACUAUUUACAAGUACGUUCACCAGUUCCCGAAACUUGAGCUGUCCACUCACAUUCAACCGAUCACUCGGUCUACCCUGAGAGUGGAACUCACAAUCACUCCCGAUUUUCAAUGGGACGAUAAAAUUCAUGGUCAAUCCGAAGCGUUCUGGAUUCUGGUGGAGGACGUUGAUUCAGAAGUGAUCCUACACCAUGAAUACUUCCUGCUGAAAGCUAAAUACUGUCAGGAUGAUCAUCUGGUGAAGUUCUUCGUGCCGGUAUUCGAACCCUUACCACCUCAAUACUUUCUGAGAAUAGUUUCUGAUCGUUGGAUAGGAGCAGAAACCCAGCUCCCCGUUUCCUUCCGGCAUCUGAUCCUGCCGGAAAAGAAUCUACCACCAACUGAACUUUUGGAUUUGCAGCCUUUACCUAUUAGCGCUUUGCGGGAGCCACGCUUUGAAGAACUUUACUCUGAACGCUUCCCGCAGUUUAAUCCAAUCCAGACGCAAGUUUUCAAUGCCGUUUACAACAGCGAGGACAAUGUUUUUGUGGGAGCUCCAACCGGAUCCGGAAAGACAACAAUAGCUGAGUUUGCAGUAUUGAGGAUGUUACAGCAAAAUCCUCAUGGUCGCGUUGUCUAUCUGGUGUCGAAAGACACCUUAGCUGAAUUGAUUUUCAUGGAUUGGCAUCAGAAGUUCAGUCAAAACUUGGGCUGCAAGGUGGUGAAACUCACUGGAGAAACUGGAACGGAUUUAAAGUUGAUUGCUAAAGGACAAAUCAUUGUUACGACGGCUGACAAGUGGGAUAUUUUGUCUCGUCGUUGGAAGCAGAGGAAGAACGUGCAGAAUAUUCAGCUCUUCAUAGUUGACGAACUGCAGCUGAUCGGUGGAGAAGAUGGUCCUGUUUUGGAAGUAGUUUGCUCCCGUAUGCGGUAUAUUUCAUCGCAGAUCGAAAAACAAAUACGUAUUAUCGCUUUGUCGGCUUCAUUGUCCGAUGCCAGGGAUGUUGCACAGUGGUUAGGAUGUAACGCGAAUGCGACUUUCAAUUUCCAUCCUAGCGUCAGGCCUAUUCCACUGGAAUUACACGUCCAAGGGUUCAAUAUCACUCAUAAUGCCUCGAGAGUUGCUGCGAUGUCUAAGCCAGUUUACAACGCAAUCACCAAAUUCAGUCCCCAUAAGCCGGUGAUCGUUUUCGUAUCUUCUCGAAAGCUGGCUCGACUCACAGCUAUUGAUAUUUUGACGUACUGUGCUGCGGAAGCUCAACCUAAUAGGUUCUUCCACGCGGAAGAGGAAGAUAUAAAACCUUUCUUGGAUCGAAUGACGGACAAAACAUUGAAGGAGACUCUUUCUCAAGGUGUGGCGUACAUUCACGAAGGUUUGACCCCUGCAGAUCAUAGGAUUGUGGAACAGCUGUUUGAUUCCGGUGCCGUUCAAAUUGCGGUCGUUACGAGAGAUCUCUGUUGGGGUCUAAACAUUUCGGCCUAUCUCGUGGUGAUCAUGGAUACCCAAUUUUACAAUGGCAAAAGCCAUUCUUACGAUGACUACCCCAUCACAGAUGUGAUGCAAAUGGUCGGUAGAGCUAACCGACCGCUGGAAGAUGACGAUGCCAAGUGUGUCCUGAUGUGUCAAAGCUCCAAGAAGGACUUUUUCAAAAAGUUCCUCAACGAAAGCCUGCCAGUCGAAAGCCAUCUGGAUCAUCGCUUGCACGAUCACUUCAAUGCAGAAAUUGUGACAAAGACCAUUGAGAACAAACAGGACGCAGUGGAUUAUCUAACCUGGACCUUCCUAUAUCGACGAUUGACUCAGAAUCCAAACUAUUACAACCUACAGGGUGUCACUCAUCGACACCUUUCCGAUCAUCUAUCAGAGCUGGUUGAGUCAACCUUGUCCGAUCUGGAACAAUCCAAAUGUAUCAGCGUCGAGGAUGAAAUGGAUACGUUGCCGCUGAAUCUGGGAAUGAUUGCUGCGUACUAUUACAUAAACUACACGACAAUUGAGUUGUUCAGUUUGUCGCUGAACAGCAAAACCAAAAUCCGUGGACUGCUGGAAAUCAUCGCAUCGGCCGCAGAAUACGAAGAUGUGGUUGUCCGACACCAUGAAGAUAACAUAUUGAAAAGCUUGGCUCAGAGGCUGCCGAACAAGUUGACAGGACCCAAUGGAGCUGCUCCAAAAUAUAACGACCCACACAUCAAAACAAACCUAUUGCUUCAGGCGCAUCUGUCUCGGCUGCAGCUGGGAGCAGAACUUCAAGGCGACACCGAACAAAUUCUCGGAAAAGCCAUUCGACUCAUCCAAGCUUGCGUCGAUGUGCUUAGCUCCAAUGGAUGGCUUUCGCCGGCCGUCGCAGCCAUGGAGCUGGCCCAAAUGGUAACGCAAGCAAUGUGGAGCAAGGAUUCCUAUUUGAAGCAACUUCCCCACUUCACCGGGGACAUUGUCAAACGGUGUCAGGAGAAGAAAAUUGAAACCGUUUUCGAUAUCAUGGAACUGGAUGACGACGACCGUAGCCGGCUGCUGCAGCUGACCGAUCAACAAAUGUCGGACGUGGCCAGAUUCUGCAAUCGCUAUCCGAACAUCGAGAUGACAUUCGAGGUCAUAGAUCGGGAUCGCAUCAACUCCGGAUCGUCGGUUAAUGUGGCCGUCAACUUGGAACGUGAAGACGACGUGACUGGACCGGUGAUUGCGCCGUUCUUCCCCCAGAAACGCGAAGAAGGCUGGUGGGUAGUGAUCGGCGAUCCGAAAACCAACUCGCUGCUCUCGAUCAAACGGCUCACCCUGCAGCAGAAGGCGAAGGUGAAGCUGGAUUUCGUGGCUCCCAGUCCGGGCCACCACGAGUAUACCCUGUACUUCAUGAGCGAUUCGUACCUCGGGUGCGAUCAGGAGUACGAGUUCAACAUCAACGUAGGUGAUUUCCAGUCGGAGAGCGAAAGCGAUUCGGAUUAAGUAUCCUUGGACUACGAUAAAGGUAACGUUUAUUGUCUCUAUAUUCUAACCACCCACAUCCAGCAUAAAUACCUAUUUAGAAUAUCUUUGAGGGAAUCUGUGCAGGUGUUAUGAUACUUCUAAUAAAUCCCACAGAGGAAAUUCACUUGUCCCGAUUUCCGGGAGCAAUGAUC
This is a messenger RNA of Uranotaenia lowii, 6697 nucleotides long. RefSeq names its product U5 small nuclear ribonucleoprotein 200 kDa helicase (gene l(3)72Ab). Bases 102 to 6524 code for a protein of 2140 amino acids. The record is from RefSeq and is a predicted model, not a curated record. The transcript is spliced from 6 exons. Gene Ontology annotation, cellular component: nucleus. Gene Ontology annotation, molecular function: ATP binding; nucleic acid binding; ATP hydrolysis activity. NCBI's taxonomy places the organism in Eukaryota, Metazoa, Arthropoda, Insecta, Diptera, Culicidae.